AUGGGACUAACAUUAAACAGCAUUUUACAUUUUACAACGUAGAAAGAGCAUGGACAGAAGCAAAAGUGAUAUGUGAAGAUUCAGGAAUGAGGAUGCUGAAAAUAGAAACUUUGCAAGAAAAUGAUUUUGUCAUUGAUUUGAUUAAGACUGAACUUGGACUUGGAUCACUAAAUGAUUUUAUCUGGACAGGUCUUCGCCGCGAUUCCAUCGGAAAUGAGAAGUGGACAGAUAAUGCAGCACCGACAUGUAAAAAUUAUGCGACAAGCAACCUUACAAGUACAUCCGGAUCAUUUUGUUUUGCAUUAAAUCCACCAAAUGGUGACUGGUUGGAGCAUAGUUGUACUCAACGACACAUGUUUGUAUGUGAAACGGAUGUAGGGCAGUGUACGUUUGACCAAAGACCUGCUGGUAAAGGUUGUAAUAGUUCACCCAUAGCAUCACCUGACUAUCUUGACAGUUUUGAAAUUACGGAAUCACCGUGUAAGACAAAAUGUUUGGAUUCAGUCAAUAAAAACGAUGUAGAAUGUUGGGCGGCUGCUUAUCUCCCCGGCUGUAACUGCAAUGAUUGUUGGUUGUUUCAUAGUAGAGCUGCAGAUUAUUGCUUACAGAAUGAGGGGGAUUUCGAUGGUGUGACAUUAUUCAUCAAAAUAUGUUUUGAAGGAGAAAUGCAGACAUUGACAACAAAAGUCACAACAACAGCCUGGACUUUUAGUAUUGCUUUUGUCAUCUGA
This is a messenger RNA of Mytilus californianus (California mussel), 731 nucleotides long. RefSeq lists its product as uncharacterized. NCBI's taxonomy places the organism in Eukaryota, Metazoa, Mollusca, Bivalvia, Mytilida, Mytilidae. The record is from RefSeq and is a predicted model, not a curated record. The transcript is spliced from 5 exons. Bases 87 to 731 code for a protein of 214 amino acids.